AUGCAGAUACAUACAGCCGGUACCUAUAUGCUACGUGAGUGGACGUGCGGGAGUGAGGCGCUAGUCCAGAAACAGUUUGGAUCCGCGGCCUGCCCUACCGGUAAGUGCUCAACCACCUCAGCACACAUCACAUCACAUCCAACGUACUACAUCCAUCUUCCUAUCGACGGCACCACGGCUCUCGAUUCCAGAUCCUUCCUACAUAGAAAACAUGCUCUAGCGCGCGGAUCGCGUCUGUCGUAUGGCAUCUUUCGAGUCAGUAUGGUGCAUUCCGGCAUCGGACUGCUGCCUACCAAUAUGAACAUGUUACUCCACCCAGCGGGAGACGCCGAAGCCGUCCGCUGCCACUCAAACUCUAUGCUGGUCAUCGAGAUGGUGGCCAACAACCGAGACCCAUCGCACAACAAACUUUGCAGAACGUACCGCAAACACCGUGUCAACCUCAUUCCAUGUAUCCCUAAGUCCGGUCUUAGUCCAUGA
Messenger RNA from Plenodomus lingam JN3, 480 nucleotides. The record is from RefSeq and is a predicted model, not a curated record. NCBI's taxonomy places the organism in Eukaryota, Fungi, Ascomycota, Dothideomycetes, Pleosporales, Leptosphaeriaceae.